GUGUCGACAGAACCUUCUCUCAACACAAUGAAGCUGCUGAACUUCGUGUUAACCGUCCAGCUGAGCUUUCUUUGCCGAGCUUUGCAAAAUGUGACCACUCAGAGAGACCCGUCUGAUGUCCCCGCGAGUGGGGACGGAAAUGUCACCGAAAUCCGCAAUGACCCGUAUGUCCACCAUCUUGGUGGUAAAUGUAAGUGGACACUCAGGGUGCUUGGAAACGGGAGCAGCAACGUGGCGGCGCUCACGGCAGACUCUGCAGAUCAGCUGUCGGAGCAGAUCUGCCAGGACCUUAAAUGCGGCAGUGUCCAUCAUGUGAAUAAAAGCGUCUCAUCCGCCAACACCACCUGCUUCCAGAACUGCUCGUACCAACACGGACGUUUGGAGAACUGUUCCCUGAGCGUGGGAAGUCCCUGCAGUCUGAUCCAUGGAGUGGUUUGUGGACACCAACUUGUGCGGCUGGCAGGAGGGACAGACCGGUGUGCUGGACGAGUGGAAGUAUGGAGUAACGGACAGUGGGGCACAGUGUGCGACGACCACUGGGACCUGAACGAUGCUCACGUGGUGUGCGCCCAGCUCGGCUGCGGCUACGCCCUCAACGUGACGGGUCAGGCCGGCUUGUUUCCCCCGGGGAGAGGACACGUCUACCUGGACGAUCUGAACUGUACGGGCAAAGAGGAGAACCUGUGGAGCUGCCCGGCUACGCGGGAGGACCACGACUGUGGACACAAAGAGGACGCUGGUGUCGUGUGCUCAGAGAUGCGAGCCAUCAGACUGACCGGAGGUCUGGACCGCUGCUCUGGUGUAGUGGAGAUCCAUCGUAACGGCAGCUGGGGGACCGUGUGUAACAACUGCUGGAAUGAAAAUCUGGCCUCCACUGUGUGCUCCAUGGUGGGAUGUGGUGCUGGGGCAGAAAAGUUCACCCAGUUUGAGCCUCCUCUCUACAACAUUAACGGCACCCAGUUUUUCUAUUUCUGUCCAACUGACCACCAGAGUCUGUGGGAAUGCAAGGAAUAUAUAAAUCAUCCCUUCCUGUGUAAAGAGUCACAAACGUCUCGUGUCAUCUGUAACGGUUCUCUGGGGUUUCCUAAUGCUACCAAGGUUAAUCCAACUAUAACACCUGACUGGACACCAGCGGGUGGAACCACGGCUGCCGCCCCUGAAAACCUGCGUUUCACGUCUCUGCCGCUUCUCUGCACGAUCGCCCUGUCCAUCCUGCUGCUGGUGAUCGUCAUCACAAACACGGUGCUCUGCUGCCAUUACAGGAAAAAACACGCUUUCUUGCUGCAGCAGACACGCAGCAGCCCACGAGCUCCAUCUGGUCACAGCAACAACUAUCAGGAGGCCGUCAAUCUCGUCAAAGUCACGGCCAACCCGCCGCAGACCGACGUCCCCUCCAACCCCAGGCACCUUUGGACCCAGCUUAGUAGUGCUGACAGCACGUCAGUAGAUACAGACUAUGAGCAGUAUGACCCAAGCACUGACCCGUCUCUCAGUUUAUCCACCUUUCGGAAUUCUCAGCGAUACAGAACAGACGUUAACCCUUUGAUGAGGCCUUCAGGUCUCGAGAGCCUUUGUGAAGAAGGCCCUCCGCCCACAAACGUCCCCGCGGCAGACUUUCCCAACUGUAACGGUGCCCCCACAUAUCCUCAGUAUGCCAGAGUGUCAAAGAUCUCGGUGGACUCAUUCGAGUCCUCCAGCACCUCGUCUGGCGAGUGCUACGAAAACCUGCCCAAAGACUACAUCAACGUGACUCUGGAUCCUCAGCCAGGCCAGGCGUUUGUUGAAGCGUCCGAACCUCCAAACUUCUCCUUUGGUCCAUUUCAUACAGCACAGGCCUCAAACCUGCACAGUUCAGAGGAUGACGACCUCUACUCACCCGUGAGCCCCGACUGAAACUCGGUGACUGCGACGCCUCGUGGCAGACGGAGAGCGUGGGAGGAAGAAGAAGCUGUUAUUUUUCAGAAAGGAAACACGUUCCGUAAGAUCAAGAAACUGUGAGAGUCUUUCAGUGAUUAAAAACUGGAAUAUUCACAGUUAUUGAUUUAGCUUCUUAAAGUGAGUUUCAGGUUUGUAUGCAAAUGAAAGCCAAAGGCUUCCUGGAAGAACAAGUGGAGGUGUUCUGUGAGCGCAGCAGAAGGAACUGUGAGAUAGAAACAGGCGACAAAUUAAAAGGGAAAACCCAAACUGCCCUCGUGCUGUUGGGGGAUUUCGGUGCCAGCAUUUAAAUCCUCUUACAGUGAAAUGUCCUGUAAUGAAACAUAUCCAUACCAGCGAUGAUGGUUUAUUCUGGGAGACCAUGCCCUGCUUAUGUUGCAUGAGCACAUCCCCAUAGAGCUCCUGUGGUAGACUGUGGGCUGACAAGUUAGACAGAGGCCAGUAAAAUCAUUGAGACGCCAAAAGGUGUUCAACAGAGCUCCUGCAGACUUGGGGAAUUAUUAAUGCCACAGAGCAAUGAAGCAGCUCAACAUCUCACUGAGACACUUUAUGCUGGGUUUUCCUUUUUUUCCUCAGCUGUCUGUUUUUGUUUGUUUUUUGUAUUUUUAGAGAUUUGUUAUAUUGCAGUGCUUUAAUAUUGUAUUUACUUAAUGUGCUAAUGUUUGCUGCUGGUAUGAUAAUCCUGAGCACCAGCAUAACCUCAACAACUGUGAUGUGAAUAAUGUGCAAAAAAUACAUGGACACCCAACCAUUAAUGUGGACCCGUUAUGUCUUUAUUUUAUUGCACAAUGUCAGUGAUAAACCUGCUGUUCAACCCUUCUGUUCGUUCGAGGCAGCCAAUCAAAGGGAGAGGAACUACAACAGCUCGUUUCAGACAAAGGAUGAACUGGAGGGGCUGCACCACAGCUCAGUAUAAGAUAAAUAGAGACUGUUUUAAACUCUGAAGCAUGCAAAGCUUCUCUAGAAGUGUCCAAGGAUUCAUAAAAGGAGCUGGAAAUGAGAAAAGCAGGUGCACUCUAACGAGGUUCUUUAAGUCAGCCGCUAAAGUCGGGCCAUGAGGCAAGAAACUCAGAUUUAUGUAGCACAUUGGACCACAAAUAAUCUCAGUGUCCUUUGUAUUGGAAUCACCCACAUUACACUUGCAGAUUCAUGUGCAGGAUGUGAGAUGAGGUUACGGCUCUGUGAAGUUGUUCCACACCCAGCUGAAAAGAUAAAUCCCUGUGAAACAGGAAGACGCUGUCAUCGAACUCCCACGAAGCCGAAACACAACAAACCAAAAACAGGUCAAAGGGUCACAAACGUUUCUGUCCACAUACUUUUGGGUACUCUCAUUGUUUGCCACUCAUUUUCCAUUUGUACAGUGCAAAUGCAAUCAAACUAUUCAACCAC
Archocentrus centrarchus (flier cichlid) is the source of this 3324-nucleotide messenger RNA. RefSeq names its product T-cell differentiation antigen CD6-like. Gene Ontology annotation, biological process: zymogen activation. Gene Ontology annotation, molecular function: serine-type endopeptidase activity. The transcript has 13 exons. NCBI's taxonomy places the organism in Eukaryota, Metazoa, Chordata, Actinopteri, Cichliformes, Cichlidae. Gene Ontology annotation, cellular component: plasma membrane. Bases 28 to 1893 code for a protein of 621 amino acids. The record is from RefSeq and is a predicted model, not a curated record.